Molecule: messenger RNA, 1485 nt
Organism: Pieris macdunnoughi
Lineage: Eukaryota; Metazoa; Arthropoda; Insecta; Lepidoptera; Pieridae
Source: the annotation of a GenBank genome assembly
AUGAUCAAAACCUAUAUAAGCCAUGUCGUAGAUUUAGUGUUAUUAUUAUGUUUUGUGAAUUUUGCAACUUCUCGCCGUUAUCCAGAAGAGGGGUAUUUCUCAGGAAAUUACUUUGAUAAUCAACAAUAUGCCAAAAUAAAUGCUGGUCUUGGAAAGUUAGAGCACUUGCCAAAGUUGGUGACUGAUUGGCCAGAUCCUGCUGUAGAAAUGGGCCAAGUAUCAGGAGUAUCAAUAGAUAAUGCUGGCCGGGUGUUUAUAUUCCAUAGAGGAAAAAACGUCUGGGAUAGUCGCACAUUCUCUGAUCGAAAUGUUUAUCAAUCUAUAGGGGAACCACCAAUUCCACACUCGACUAUUUUAGUUUUCAAUGAGACUGGGGAGCUUGUUGAUAUGUGGGGAGAAAACCUUUUUUACAUGCCCCAUGGUAUAACAGUGGAUGCGGCAGGGAAUGUAUGGGUGACUGAUGUAGCUCUUCACCAAGUUUUUAAAUUUACACCAGAUCAGAGAGAGAAACCUGUUAUUACACUUGGAGAAAAAUUUGUACCAGGCAAUGAUGAUAAACAUUUCUGCAAGCCAAGUGCUGUUGCCGUUCAUUCUUCUGGGGACUUCUUUGUAUCAGACGGAUAUUGUAACACAAGAAUCAUUAAGUAUGCUGCAGAUGGGACAAAGAUAUUACAGUGGGGACGUCAGUCCGGUCAAACACCAUUUACUUUUGACAUUCCACAUGCAUUGACAAUAGCUGAGGAUCAAAACGCUGUAUGUACUGCAGACAGGGAAAGGGGUAGAGUUGCCUGCUUCAGAGCUGAUAAUGGAACAUACAUACAUUCAUACUCUCAUUGGCUGAUCGGACCUAGGAUAUUCAGUGUUGCAUAUUCUCCAAUACAGGGCGGAAGACUAUACUUAGUAAAUGGACCUUCUAUGGGAAUACCAGUUAGAGGUUAUGUCAUAGAAUACACCUCAGGACGUCUAAUACAGACUUUCGCCCCCGGCUCUGCCUUCCAUAAUCCUCACGAUAUCGCGGUCACCCCAGAUGGCAGUACUGUCUACGUAGUCGAACUUAACCCUUUUAAAGCGUACAAGUUUGUGGAUGACGGGUUGAAAGGGAAUUUGCAGGUUGAGAUGAAACCCAAUGGAACAUUGCAUACAAAGCCAACAGCUACUAUUGAAGCGAGUGGCGUGGCGUUAGCCGGCGAAGGGGUUUUAGAGGGGUGGGGUGGGGCUGCGGGAGGGGCGUUGGGCGCGGGGGGGAGCGGCGCUUGUGGUGCUCGCAGCGCUGGCGCUUCUAAACGCACGAAAUCGCGGAAGAGUGGCUGUGAACUACUAAAAAAUGCUGGUCGCAAAGGUGUAUCGCUUCGGCGCUGGGAAUACGGUCACGGAGAAUUCAAGUUACGUCGUUUACUUGACCGUCGACGUUUCCAACGAGUCCAUUCGGAUGACUCUGAUGAAGAACCGGCUCCGAUGCUACCCCCUCCAGCAGCAACUGCGUGA